Molecule: messenger RNA, 1569 nt
Organism: Solanum lycopersicum (tomato)
Lineage: Eukaryota; Viridiplantae; Streptophyta; Magnoliopsida; Solanales; Solanaceae
Source: RefSeq, a predicted model, not a curated record
CACAAAGGUUUCCUUCUCUUCACUCAAAUCUUCUCUUCAACCUUUAAAUUCUACAUUUCUUUCUACUUCUAACACAAUGUUAGUAUCGUAAUUUGUUAACCUAAGCUAAAAUUUGGUAUCGAAACUUAUGUCGAUAGCGUCUAGCAAAUGAUAAAUAAUGGGAGGCGAAUCCAACAUUAAAAGUUGCGAGUGAAAGUCAGUUAUAUUUUUAAAGUUAUGAAUCAUCAUGUAUUUUGUAGUAUUCAAAUUCCAGUGCACUAGCAAAUGUAGUGGGCACACCACAUCUGUAUACUCUCUCUAUAACUGACUGACAAAAUUCAGUUGCUGCAGCAGAGUUUCAUGUUUUCUAAAUUGUUUUCCAGAGCUAGAAAAAUUUUGAAGGUUGAAAAUCAUGGCGUCUGUAAUUGGAGUUCAUAACUUUGCUGCUUUGAAGGCUGUUUAUGAAAGACCGUCGUUGCGGUGGAUUCUGCAACCCAAAAUGCAGCUGCCAUUUUCAGGUCGGAGAAUGAAUCUGCAAUCUAAGACUUCUGAUGAGAUUGAUCUAUCGAGAAUAGUCUUUCUGCAUUCACAAAGUACGGACAAGGUUGAAGGUUCACCAUUUGAUCAUAAAGGGUUAUUACAGAGUCGAGAAUUAUAUCAGUAUAUUUUGGAGACUAGUGUUUACCCAGGAGAACCCGCGCCUCUUAAAGAGAUCAGGGCUAUAACAGAAAAUCAUCCUUAUUUUUUUAUGGGUGCAUCACCUGAUUCAGGUCAACUGAUAGCCAUGCUGUUGGAUAUGUUAAAUGCCAAAAACACAAUUGAACUCGGAGUCUUCACCGGUUAUUCUCUGCUUCUCACUGCUCUUACAAUUCCUGAUGAUGGCAAGAUCCUAGCAAUUGACCCGGAUCUCAAGUCUUAUGAAAUGGGCCUGCCAAUCAUUCAAAAAGCCGGUGUUGAGCAUAAGAUCAAUUUCAAACACUCCCCGGCUUUACCUGUUCUUGACAAACUCCUGGAAGAUGAUGAUAACAAAAGUAGUUUUGAUUUUGCAUUUGUGGACGCGGAUAAGACUAACUACGGAAACUAUCACGAGAGACUAAUGCAGCUGGUGAAAGUUGGAGGCUUGAUAGUGUAUGAUAACACACUAUGGUAUGGAACACUUGUGAUGCCAGAGGAGAGCGUUCACGAGUUGAUGAGAUCAGAAAGAAGUUACUUACUGGAGUUAAACAAAUCCCUUGCUGCAGAUACCCGAAAUCAAAUUUCUCAAGUUCCAUUAGGUGAUGGAAUGACCAUCUGCAGGCGACUCUUUUGAAUAACAAAAUUAGGUACAACUCGUACUCAAAGUUUCACUUGCAGAUGACCAUCACUUCAAUACCAUAUUAGCUAUUGAUUAGAAGUCAUAUCGCUUGUCAGUAGUUUCAUCAAAUAAUGUUUGAUUAAUCAUCAAAAUGAAUGAAAUUUUCUGGGAUGGUUUAGCUAGAUGAUGUUAUGAAUAAUAUGUCAACCUUCGUAUGAUUAUGUGGUAUAUAUGGAAAGAACGUAGAUUGAAUAAAAAUGCUCAUCUAUUGCUGUUGUCUAUGAGCGUAUUACUAA